Messenger RNA from Ruditapes philippinarum (Manila clam), 681 nucleotides. RefSeq names its product ficolin-2-like. The coding region runs from base 1 to 681 and encodes 226 amino acids. The transcript has 5 exons. The record is from RefSeq and is a predicted model, not a curated record. Lineage: Eukaryota; Metazoa; Mollusca; Bivalvia; Venerida; Veneridae.
AUGAAUGCCGCAAGAUUUGUUUCAAGCAACACAGCUGCAUCGUUAGCUCAUUCAAACCGGACAGUGAUGAAUGUAUUGGAUGCCAGGAGUUUAGGGGUUGUGAGCGACUGUAAAGAAAUUCUUGAUGUAUACCCGGAAGCAGAAAGUGGCUUUUAUGAGAUAGAACUAUGGGAGUCUAAGAAGAAACUUAUUGUGAAUUGUGACAUGAAAACUGACGGUGGCGGCUGGACGAUAUUUCAUAGGCGCUUUGACGGGUCUAUUGACUUUUAUCAAAACUUCACGGAGUAUGAAAAUGGGUUUGGAAACGCAGGAGGAGAACUCUGGCUAGGCCUGAAGUACAUACAAGAAUUAGCUGACCAAGAUCAUUCAGAAGUCCGCAUUGAUUUAACAAAGACGACACAGGACAAUCUAGAAGCAGAACUAGCGUACAAUAACAAAGCUCCUUUUUCAACUUUUGACCGUGACCUAGAUAGCGCACCACCUCGUAGUUGUGCUGUUGAUCGACACGGAGGCUGGUGGUAUUACUCAUGUACAUUCAUGAAUAUAAAUGGAUUAUAUGUCCGACCAGGUACAAUAUGUGAAGUUGCUGGGGCAGAAACCCGUCAUUGUGGACACCUGCACGGAGGGUUUGAAAGUGGAGACAUGUUAAGGAGAUCUUCAAUGAUAUUGAGAAGGACAUAA